Brugia malayi is the source of this 1293-nucleotide messenger RNA. RefSeq lists its product as uncharacterized. The coding region runs from base 1 to 1293 and encodes 430 amino acids. Gene Ontology annotation, cellular component: nucleus; cytoplasm. Gene Ontology annotation, biological process: signal transduction; peptidyl-serine phosphorylation. Gene Ontology annotation, molecular function: protein serine/threonine kinase activity; ATP binding. The record is from RefSeq and is a predicted model, not a curated record. The transcript has 9 exons. Lineage: Eukaryota; Metazoa; Nematoda; Chromadorea; Rhabditida; Onchocercidae.
AUGAGUAAGACAAAUCCGCUAGCAAUCCAAUUACCGCCCGGAACAGUUAUUGAGGGGCGCUUUUUGUUCGAAACAUUAUCAAUGGGUCGUUAUAGUACUGUAUUUAAAGUUGAGGAUAAAUUUGAUAAUCGUCAAAAAUAUUGCAUAAAGAUAGAAUAUGAUCGAGGAUCAAAGACUAAUUAUUUACAUCAAGAAAUUGCUGUUUUACACAAAUUGGAAACACGUGAAAAUAUGGCUAGAUUAUAUUAUUGUGAACGUUGUGAACCGUUUUCAUUUAUGUUAACAACAUUAUUCGGCAAAAGUAUUUGGACUUUACGGCAGAAUUUACCAAAUAAAUUACUAUCACCGGGAUGUUCAGCUCGUAUUGCCGUGCAUACAUUAUAUCAAAUUAAACAAAUACAUGAAAUUGGCUAUAUUUUACGAGAUUUAAAAAUUGGCGAUAUGCUAGUUGGAUUAAGCGGUAAAGCAGCAAAAAUGAUCUUUUUGGUUGAUUUUGGAAUGUGUCGAACAUAUAUUCGAAAGAAUUUGAAUGGCUCAGUGACAAUUCGACCACAACGACAAAAAGUCUUUGUCCGUGGCAUUUUAAGGUAUUGCUCACCACGUAUUCAUAAACGACAAGAUGUAUGCCGAGCAGAUGACCUCUGGUCACUUGCUUACAUUCUUGUUGAUUUAACUACUGGACUUCCAUGGCGUGAUAUUAAAUUAGAAAAACCAGUCGCAAAGGAAAAAGAAACAAUUAGCGAUGCAAAAUUAUUUAAAGAUUGCCCGGAAGAAUGGAUUGAAAUAAUGCAACAUAUUCGAUCAUUAAACUAUGAAACACGUCCCAAUUAUAAAUUAAUCUAUAAUCAAUUGCAGAAAACAUUGAUUCGAUUACAGGUUUCUUAUUCAGAUCCAUGGGAUUGGGAUCUUGUGGGUAAUAAUGUAAUUCUUGAAGCAGAUUCACGAGAAAAAACUUCAUCAUCACAUUCGAAAUCGGAAAAAAUUGAUCAUUCCGGAUCCGAACAAACAUCAAUGCAAAAUGAUUCAUCGAAUGAAUGCAAUUUAAACGCAAAUCAAAAUGAUUUAUCAAAGGUACAAAAUGUGUCUGAAAAUCGAUUAAAACAAAAAAAUCCAUUUAAAGAAUUUAUUAGUGCACUUCGAAGUUCAAUUCCUUUGGUUCCAAGUGUAACAACCGGACAGCAAUCUCCACUGCUACCGCCUAGCAAACGGAAACGUUUAUCAGCACUGGAAUAUGAUCCAUCAUUUCCGACAACAAAUCCGGAAGAAUUUGAAAGAAACGAUAUUGGAAUUUAA